This is a messenger RNA of Siniperca chuatsi (mandarin fish), 3672 nucleotides long. Its product is annotated as dnaJ homolog subfamily C member 11-like. Bases 146 to 1783 code for a protein of 545 amino acids. Gene Ontology annotation, biological process: cristae formation. NCBI's taxonomy places the organism in Eukaryota, Metazoa, Chordata, Actinopteri, Centrarchiformes, Sinipercidae. The record is from RefSeq and is a predicted model, not a curated record. The transcript is spliced from 16 exons.
GUGACGCCGAAUGGUGACGGACCUUUCGCCGUGAGUGUCGGGUUGAUUUCCAUUGAGAAAGUGGUCUGCAGUCGGUGCAUCAUCCCUCAGUUGAAUAACGGUCUUCUUCAUCAGCACCAUCAUCCGUGGAGCUUGAGACCGGUUGAUGCUGCAGAGGCAUGAACAUGCAAGAUAUGCUACAUUGGAGGAGCUAAAGGCGUCAUAUCGGAGGCUGUGUAUGCUCUACCAUCCUGACAAACAUCGAGACCCAGAGCUGAAAAGCCAGGCUGAACAGCUUUUCAACCAGGUGCACCAGGCAUAUGAAGUGCUGAGUGAUGCUCACUCCAGAGCCAUCUAUGACAUCUUUGGGAAGAAAGGGCUGGAGGUGGAAGGCUGGGAGGUGGUGGAGAGGAAGAGAACUCCAGCAGAAAUUCGAGAGGAGUACGAAAGGCUGCAGAGAGAAAGAGAAGAGAGGAGACUGCAGCAAAGAACUAACCCCAAGGGCACCAUCAGUGUGGGUGUGGACGCAACAGACCUGUUUGACCGCUAUGAUGAGGACUUUGAAGAGAUGCCAGGAGGAGGAUUUCCUCAUAUUGAAAUCAACAAGAUGCACAUUUCCCAGUCCAUAGAGGCUCCUUUGACGAACUCUGACACAGCAGUCCUAUCUGGUUCGCUCUCUACACACAAUGGGAAUGGAGGGGGCAACAUUAACAUGACUGUGCGAAGGGUUACGUCAGCCAAGGGCUGGGGAGAGGUGGAGUUUGGUGCAGGAGACAUACUUGGACCUCUCAUUGGGUUAAAGGUGUUUCGCAACCUCACUCCACGGUGUUUCUUGACAGCACAGUGCGGUUUGCAGUUCUCCCCUCGAGGUUUGCGGCCGAGCUGUUCUCUGAUGACGGCACGCCACCUGGAUCAGAACACCAUGGGUUACCUGCAGUGGCGCUGGGGGCCCAACAGCGCCAUGACCACCAGCCUGGUCCGAGACACAAAGAGCAGCCACUUUACUCUAGCUCUGCAGCUGGGUGUGCCUCACUCCUACCUGAUGAUGAGCUACCAGUACAAGUUCCAGGAUGAGGACCAAACCAAAGUUAAAGGCUCUGUGAAGACAGGCUGGUUUGGUACUGUGGUGGAAUAUGGAGCAGAGAGGAAAAUCAGCCGACACAGUGUCCUGUCAGCCACUGUCAGCAUCGGGGUUCCUCAGGGAGUCACGCUCAAGAUCAAGUUGGCGCGUGCCAGUCAAACGUACCUGUUUCCAGUCCACCUUACAGAUCAGCUGCUGCCCAGUGCUGUCUUCUACGCCACCGUGGGACCCCUGCUGGUCUACAUGGCCAUCCACAGACUGAUCAUCAUCCCAUAUACACAAGCACAGAAAGAGGAAGAGCUGGAGCUGCAGAGGAAGAGCUCAGCCACAGACAUCGCCAAGAAGAAGCAGGAGGCAGAGUCUGCUGUUCUGCUGAUGCAGGAGUCUGUGAGGAGAAUCAUAGAAGCGGAAGAAUCCAAGAUGGGCCUGAUCAUCCUGAAUGCCUGGUAUGGAAAGUUUGUGUCCGACACCAGCCAGAAGCAGGAGAAAGCAAAGGUCAUCGACGUCACUGUGCCUCUGCAGUGCCUGGUCAAGGACUCCAAACUCAUUCUCACCGAGUCCUCUAAGGCAGGGUUGCCGGGCUUCUAUGAUCCCUGUGUAGGAGAGGAGAAGAGUCUCAAAUUGCUGUACCAGUUCAGAGGUGUCAUGCACCAAGUGAUCUCUGCAGACACCGAGUCGCUACGGAUACCCAAGCAAUCUCAUAGAAUUGAGUCCGAGUCCUAGGAACCCACCAGUGUUGGAGCAUCAGAGGGCAAAUGCAGAUAAAAACAGACUUUGUGUAAACAGGAGAACACAAGAAUGGAGGGGACACAUCAACAAUAAGUUUGUUUCUCUCCCUCUGGUCCUCUUCUGUCAUGGUAUUAGUGAGUCUGUUUAUCGAGUUCCUCCACUCCUCCCUUUCCCGUGGGCAUUCUCCGAGGUUCAGCAGAAUACAGGAGUCAGCUCAGAGUUUCUACAAGGCUGUUAACCCUUUGUGUCUCUAGCCUGCUACACCUGACAAGGCUGCUCAAAUAUCUGCCUGCUGCAGGAGAUCAGACAUUGGCCCUGAACAUAGUUUUAUAUAUACACUACACAGAGGGAGUGAUAGUCACUGCGGAUGUGGUGAACGUUCCCAUCAACCAUGAGCACCAAGUUUCUUGGAAUUUGUUAUGUCAAGUAUAUACAAAUGAGCUGUGCUGUAGUUUUUCCCCAUAUCAUUGUAAUCUUUGUCCUGUAUGUGUAUCACCCUGGUAGGUUUGAAUCUAAUAAUGUUAUAACAUACCAGUCAUUUCACUAACUCAUGCAAUUGUUUAGAGUAACACAAUGCAGGAACAUGUCUCAGUGACCCUGAGUCUGGCCGGGCCUGAGGACUGAUUGUGUAACUCAAGUUUUUGUUUACUUGUUGAAAUGUCUCAUCCUAAUUUAUUAUGCCUUUUAGUGACAUGUCUGCUGCUCAUGGGGGUGCCGCAGGUGUAAACUGGUGCUUAAAACUUAUAUCUGUGACGGUUGGGAUAUGGAAGUUGGGAGAGGGACUGUGCAGAGAGGAAAGGUGAUAGAGAUGUAGUGAACCAACCAAGGAGAGACAGGCUUGAAUUCUUCGUACAGAUUUUAAAUAUCUCAGGCUAGACUGCAAUUUAAAGGCAGAAAUUCCACUUAGAUUUGAAUUGUGUCAGUGUUCAUUGAUUAUAUCUGUGCAGUUGCAGCCAAAACAGAAUUUCUUACAAUGAUUUUUAAUACAUCAAAGGUUAUAGUUUGUAUUUCACUGGUGAACAUCCAGCACUAAGCCCUAUUUUAUGGCUGGAAUGUGACCAGUAGAGGGCGUAGGUCAACACUUUCCCUCAUGAAGGCUCAGAGUAGUGAGGUUGAAGUCUGGAAAUCUAAUAUCCUAAGUUGCACUGUCUGUUCAGAUAUAGAUAGGUGUUGUUGCAUAGAAGUCCCAGCGAUUUUAAUAUCAAAUGCACAUUACAACUAUGAACCCCCAUUUAAUCACACUUUAUUCCUUAUCCCAACUUGUUUAUAUGUCAGUAGUUGUAAAGGUGGAUUGACACUGUAACGACAAAGGGAAACGCGAAAGAGAGUUAGUAAACGAUUCCUCAUUUUGUUGGGGGAAUCCCUGAAAACACUAUCAAAACCACUACUGUAGCAUACAAAUGGCAUUUUAUUAAAUACAAAAGGUAAUAUUUUGCACAAAAUGUACAGUAUUUACACACAUAUUAGAGGCUAGUUGUCAUGAAAGUGGUGCUCUCAUUGAAAAAUUACAAAAACAAUAAAAAUAAACAAAAACCCAUAAGCACUGAGGUGGAUAAGUUUUGGUAUUUAGUUGGAGGGAUGUCUGUCUCUGACCGUCUCUAGAGUGAGAUCCAUAACGGUCUUGCGUUGGGGUCACCAUUGCAGCAGCCAUUUUGCACUGAUCAUGUUUGCAGUAUUUGUCUUCUCUCUUUUGUUUUAAAUGUUCUGUAAAGUAUUUUGACAGGUCAGCUGGUCACCUCUGCUCUAGUGCCACCAUGAGGCCUGCAGAAAGACUGCUCAUCCAUCGUCCAAACAGACCCACAUUAGUUGGUAAAUGUACUGUAUGGCUGAGGAGCCUGUGUUCACUGUCCUGUAAAGAUUACAAUAAAUAUGAACCAAUCAGA